Auanema sp. JU1783 is the source of this 633-nucleotide messenger RNA. The record is from the annotation of a GenBank genome assembly. Lineage: Eukaryota; Metazoa; Nematoda; Chromadorea; Rhabditida; Rhabditidae.
AUGCCGUUCAAAUUUCUUGUAGAUGGUCAUGAAUUGAUUUGUUCGGAUGAAAAUGACUUCGAAGUUAUUAAAGAAAAAUUCAAAAAGGAAGUCACCGUAGACGAUCAAAAGAACUGGCAAACUGUGGACGAAAUGGUAAAGUAUACUGCUACAGACUUUAUCAAAAAAGCUCGACACUAUCUCAAGCUUUCUCCACCAGACCUUCUGCAAUCAGCCGAAAAAACUUGGUUAGCGGCUGCGUAUGCAGUGAAGGAACUGUAUUUAUCUUGUGGAAGAAUUAAUCCGAUGUCGCAUUAUUCAUUAAAGUAUUUCUACCAUUUUGCAAUUGAACAGUCUCCAAAAUCGUUUGCUGAAAAAUACAAAUUACGCCAGUAUUGGACGAAGGCCGAAAAAAUGCACCGACACGUUUAUGGCUCUGAGAGAUAUCAGUCGAGUACGUUUGAGCUAAUCAUCUCCCAAGUGGAGAAAUUGGUACAGGAAUUGGAACAAAUAGAUCGCGCAAAACUAUUGAAAUCAUUCGAGGAGGAUUACAUCAUCAAAAGUUCCGAUCCAACUGUAGUAAUCAAAAAAGAAGAUUGUAAAAUUACUUUAGGCGGUGUUGAGUUCAAUGUUGACUAUUCCGUUUAUGUGUAA